Molecule: messenger RNA, 1154 nt
Organism: Capsella rubella
Lineage: Eukaryota; Viridiplantae; Streptophyta; Magnoliopsida; Brassicales; Brassicaceae
Product: extradiol ring-cleavage dioxygenase
Exons: 3
Coding region: 144-953 (269 amino acids)
Molecular function (GO): zinc ion binding; oxidoreductase activity, acting on single donors with incorporation of molecular oxygen; ferrous iron binding
Source: RefSeq, a predicted model, not a curated record
GGUCGGUCGUUGGGGUUUGGUGGGCGUGUCCCUUUCUUUUUAUUCAGACAAAAUCAAGAAAAUUACCAGAGUUGGUGAAACAAACAUUUGCAAAAAAGAAACAACAAAUCAAGGUUGAGACUUGAAGAGAGAUUGAAAUUUUGAUGGAGAAAGUGAAUCAAACCUUCUUCUUAUCUCAUGGAUCUCCAACUUUAAGCAUAGACGAUACCUUAGAGGCGAGACAAUUCUUCAAAUCAUGGAGUCAAAAGGUUCUUCCUCAAAAACCCAAAUCGAUCUUAGUCAUCUCUGCUCAUUGGGACACCAAGUACCCAUCCGUCAACACUGUUCUUCGCAAUUCAACGAUCCACGAUUUCUAUGGCUUCCCUGAUCCCAUGUACAAGCUGAAAUAUGAAGCACCAGGAGCAAUUGAAUUGGGGAAGAGGGUUAAAGAGUUGUUAAUGGGAGAAGGAGGAAUGAAACGUGUUGAUGAAGAUACAAAGAGAGGACUUGAUCAUGGAGCUUGGGUUCCUCUUAUGUUGAUGUAUCCAGAAGCUGAUAUACCUGUUUGUGAACUCUCUGUUCAAUCAAAACAAAAUGGGAGUUAUCAUUAUAACAUGGGUAAAGCAUUAGCUCCAUUGAAAGAUGAAGGUGUUCUUAUCAUUGGCUCUGGAAGUGCUACUCAUAACUUGAGGAAGCUUGACAGAAGUAUCACUAAUGGCGUCUCGGUUCCUUGGGCUCUGGAGUUUGAUCAUUGGCUUAGAGAUUCUCUCCUUCAAGGAAGGUAUGGAGAUGUGAAUGAGUGGGAAGUGAAAGCUCCGAAUGCGAAAAUGGCGCAUCCAUGGCCCGAGCAUUUGUACCCGUUACACGUUGCGAUGGGUGCAGCAGGUGAAGGUGCAAAGGCAGAGCAAAUCCACACAAGUUGGCAACUCGGUACCUUGUCUUAUUCUUCUUAUAGUUUCACUUCUCCUCUUUGAAACAUUUCAGUCUUUAUCAUCUUGACUUGUUCUGUCUCUUCUUCUUCGAUUAAGCCUUUGUGUGUUCAUUUGUCUUUAAUGAUCCAAAUCAUGAUUCAUGUCUUCUAUACAAAUACAAAUCCUCACUGUAAUGUAUGAACAUCCCUUCACUUGUGAAUUUGAAUAAAUUGUGUUAUGUAUUAGCUUUGUGGUGUUUCAUCA